AUGGUGCGGUCUCUGAUCGUGGCCGCGCUAGCCGCUGGCUUCGCCAAUGUGGCUCUGGCACACAACAUUGAGGUGCCCCCUUGCGGCCAGGAAUGCAAAACGCUUGAAUACGUUGGCUGUGUCAAAGAUGGCAACCCCUCGGCCCUCAUCAUGCGAUCGAACCAAGAUCAGGGCCAGAUGACGGUUGAGAAGUGCGGUGCCGUCUGUAAGGGAAAUGGUUUCCGAUACGCUGGCCUCAAGUACUAUGGCAUCUGCUUCUGUGGCAACACCCUGGGCGGCUCGCCCGCAGACGAGGGCUCAUGCUCGUAUCCCUGCAGUGGAAACAACGCUCAAAAGUGUGGAGGAGACUCGACGCUGUCCGUCUGGGAGGACAAGACCUACCCCAAGAAGCCCGAGGAGGUCUCUGGUGAUGAUUACAAGGCUAUUGGCUGCUACACUGACGACACAAACAAGGGAAGGACCCUGUCCUGGCCCGUCAACGUCGACUCGGCUUCCAUCACACCCUCGUCAUGUAUCGCUGCCUGCAAGGCCAACGGAUUUGCCUAUGCCGGAACCGAGUUUGGAGGUGAAUGCUGGUGCGGCUCUUUCCUGAACCCGGCCACCCAGGCUGUCGAUGCCUCGCAGUGCAACAUCCCUUGCCACGGAGACAGCUCUGUAUCUUGCGGCGGCCGCGGUCGUUUGACCGUGUACGAGGCCAAGGUGCUCAUUUCUACCGAGCCUUGCAUCCCCGUGCCGCCCCCCGUCUCUACUUCGGUCGCACCGCCUGCCUCUACCGCCGGCCCUGGCACAUCUGCAGCAUCAUCCGCCCCAGGCUCCUCUGGCGCCCCCGGAUCAAGCGUGCCCGCUUCCAGCAAUUCCGGUGUACCUACUCUUCCCGGAACGGGUGUGCCGUCUGAGUGCUCUGCCCCGCCUACUGUCACUGUCACCGUGACGCCGUCUUCCACUGGCCCUGUGCCUACUGGACCUGCUUCAUCGGGUCCCGAGUCUAGCGGUCCGGGUUCGACUGGUCCUGGCUCGACUGGCCCGGCUUCGACUGGACCAGAGUCUAGCGGUCCUGCUUCAACUGGCCCUGCCUCUACCGGCCCUGCUUCGACUGGCCCAGAGUCCAGCGGCCCUGCUUCUACCGGUCCAGCUUCUACCGGUCCCGAGCCCAGCGGCCCUGCCUCAACUGGCCCUGCCUCUAGCGGUCCUGGUUCAACUGGGCCUGCCUCGACUGGACCGGCUUCCACCGGUCCUGAGCCCAGCGGCCCUGCCUCUACUGGCCCUGCCUCUACCGGUCCUGCUUCAACCGGCCCUGCUUCCACUGGCCCUGAGCCCAGCGGCCCUGCUUCCACCGGUCCUGAACCCAGUGGCCCAGCCUCUACCGGUCCCCAGUCCUCCUGCCCUGCUUCAACUGGACCUGCUUCCACGGGUCCUGAACCCAGCGGCCCAGCUUCAACCGGUCCUGAGCCUAGCGGCCCAGCCUCUACCGGUCCCCAGUCCUCCGGCCCUGCUUCAACUGGACCUGCUUCCACGGGUCCUGAACCCAGCGGCCCAGCUUCAACCGGUCCUGAGCCUAGCGGCCCAGCCUCUACCGGUCCCCAGUCCUCCGGCCCUGCGUCAACUGGCCCAGCUUCCACUGGCCCCGAAUCGACUGGCCCCGUGCCAACUGGCCCGGUUCCCACCACUACGCCAGCUACUUGCACAACCGUCGUGACCGGCAGUGACUGUGGACCUGCUCCCACUACCGCUCCUAACCAGUCCACUGGUCCCUACACCUCUGGCCCAGUUCUUCCCAGCAGCGUAGUUACAUGCACAAAGACGUUGACUGGUAGCGAUUGCCCGCCUGCUCCUACCGGAACUGGUCCUGUGCCUACCGGUCCCGAGACCACUGGCCCUCAGCCUUCUGGCCCCGAGACUACUGGUCCUCAGCCUUCUGGCCCCGAGACUACUGGUCCUCAGCCUUCGGGUCCUGAGACUACCGGUCCCGUGCCUACCGGUCCUCAGCCUUCUGGCCCCGAAACCACCGGCCCCCAGCCUUCCGGCCCCGAGACCACCGGUCCUGUCCCUACUGGUCCCCAGACUACUGGCCCUCAGCCUUCUGGCCCUGAGACCACUGGACCUCAGCCUUCUGGCCCUGAGACCACUGGUCCUCAGCCUUCCGGCCCUGAGACUACCGGCCCCCAGCCCUCCGGUCCUGAGACCACUGGUCCUCAGCCCUCUGGCCCCGAGACCACUGGACCUCAGCCUUCCGGCCCCGAGACCACUGGUCCUCAGCCUUCCGGCCCUGAGACUACCGGCCCCCAGCCCUCCGGUCCUGAGACCGGUCCUGUCCCUACCACCACGCCUGCUACUUGCACAACUGUGCUAACUGGCAGCGACUGCGGACCUGCUCCCACUACCGCACCAGGCCAGUCUACUGGAAUGGGAUCUUCCCCAUCGGGCCCGGCUCCUACAGGCCCAGCUCUGACAAGCACGGUUAUUACAUGCACCAAGACAUUGACUGGAAGCCAGUGCCCACCUGCUCCCACUACCACGCCCAACCAGUCUACUGGACCCGAGACUACCGGCCCUGCUCCUACCACGACACCAGAGACUACCGGCCCUGAGACUACUGGUCCUCCCGAGACCACUGGCCCAGAAACCACGGGCCCUCCCGAGACUACUGGUCCCGAGACUACUGGUCCUCCCGAGACUACCGGCCCUGCUCCUACCACGACACCAGAGACUACCGGCCCUGAGACUACUGGUCCUCCCGAGACCACUGGCACAGAAACCACGGGCCCUCCCGAGACUACUGGUCCCGAGACUACUGGUCCUCCCGAGACCACUGGCACAGAAACCACGGGCCCUCCCGAGACUACUGGCCCUGAGACCACUGGUCCCCCUGAGACUACUGGCCCAGAAACCACUGGCCCUCCUGAGUCUACUGGCCCAGAAACCGGUCCUCCCGAGACUACUGGCCCUGAGACCACUGGUCCCCCUGAGACUACUGGCCCAGAAACCACUGGUCCUCCUGAGUCUACCGGACCCCAGACUACUGGCCCAGUUCCUACUACCACGCCUACUAUUUGCACAACCGUCGUAACUGGUAGCGACUGCGGACCUGUUCCUACAGCUCCUGGCCAGUCCACUGGACCUAAUCCUACCGGCCCGGCUCCUACCAUCAUUACAUGCACAAAGACUUUGACUGGUAGCCAAUGUCCUCCCACACCUACCACCACACCUGGACAGUCCACCACACCCGAGACUACCGGCCCUGUUCCCACAACCACACCCGGACAGUCUACCGGACCCGAGACCACCAUCCCGGUUCCUACCACGACGCCCGGCCAGUCUACUGGACCUGAGACCACCAUCCCGGUUCCUACCACGACGCCCGGCCAGUCUACUGGACCUGAGACCACCAUCCCGGUUCCUACCACCACGCCUGCGACGACAUGUACAACCGUGUUGACUGGUAGCCAGUGCACACCCGCUCCUACCAUGCCUGGCGAGUCUACCGGACCUGUUCCCACGGGCCCUGCCACGAUUAUCACGUGUACCAGCACAUUGACUGGUAGCCAGUGUCCUCCUACACCCACCACCACGCCUGGACAGUCAACCACACCUGAGACCACUGGUCCGGCUCCCACGACCACUCCUAACCAGUCUACAGGCCCGGUUCCUACCACCACGCCUGGCCAGUCUACCACUCCCGAGACCACUGGUCCAGUUCCCACUACCUCGCCUGUCACUACAUGCAUCACUGUCAUAACUGGUAGCCAGUGCACACCUUCUGCUACCAUGCCUGGCGAGUCUACCGGACCUGUCCCCACGGGCCCGGCCACAUGUACAAGCACAUUGACUGGUACCCAGUGCACGCCUACUCCCACAGGUCCUGUGUCCACGGUCCCCGAGUCUUCAACUCCCGCCACCACGGUUCCCGCAUCAUCCACUCCGGCUACCACGGUGCCAGAGACCACUGGCCCUGUUCCUACCACGUGUACAAGCGUAUUUACUGGUAGCCAGUGUGUACCUUCUGCUACCAUGCCUGGUGAGUCUACCGGACCUGUCCCCACGGGCCCGGCUACUUGCACAAGCACUUUUACUGGUACUCAGUGCACACCUACUCCCACAGGUCCCGUGUCCACGGUUCCCGAGUCAUCGACUCCUGCUACCUCGGUUCCCGAGUCGUCAACUCCCGUUACCACGGUUCCUGCAUCGUCCACUCCCGCCACCACGGUACCAGAGACAACCGGCCCUGUUCCUACCACGUGUACAAGCGUAUUCACUGGCAGCCAGUGCACACCUUCUGCUACCAUGCCUGGUCAGUCCAGCGGACCUGUUCCCACGGGCCCGGCCACUUGCACAAGCACCUUCACUGGUACCCAGUGUACUCCUGCUCCUACUACCACUCCUGCUACCUCUGUUCCUGAGUCGUCGACUCCCGUUACCACGGUCCCUGAGUCUUCAACUCCCGCGACUUCAGUUCCCGAGUCAUCAACUCCCGUUACUACCGUCCCUGAGUCUUCAACUCCCGCUACCACGGUGCCCCAGACGACUGGCCCUGUCCCGACCACAUGCACCAGCGUAUUUACUGGUAGCCAGUGCACUCCCGUGCCUACUACACCUGGACAGCCAACCGGACCUAAUCCCACCGGACCUGUUCCAACAGGACCGGUCACCUGCACGAGCACCUUUACUGGUAGCCAGUGCACUCCUACUCCUACUACUCCUGUUUCCACGGUUCCAGAGUCUUCCACUCCCGUCACAACUGUGCCCGAGUCCUCGACUCCUGUCACCACGGUUCCCGAGACUACAACUCCCGUCACCACGAUCCCUACCAUUCCCGCUACUACGGUUCCAGAGACUACUACUCCUGUCUCCACGGUCCCAGUAACCACCCCAACUACACCGGUCCCGAUUACAUCGACGCCAACUACACCAACCACGGGCUUCAGCACCACGACGCUCUGCACAACCACCGCCACUACGACUCCGGACUGCGAGUACCAGAUUGGAGACUGGUGCGCUCCCCCGGUGCCAGACUGGCACGACAAGCUUGGCUGCAUCAAGUCGGCCGCCGUGUGCAAGCUGCAGUGGGCUUCCUGCUUCAAGAAGGCCGGUCUCACCGGCGCCAUCGGCUGCUUCAAGUACGUCGAGUUCUGCAAGUCCAUCGAGCUCUCCUGUCUCAAGUGCGUCCUCGGCAAGUGCGACAAGAGCGACUGCAAGCCACCGACCGUGUCCGUCACCACCAUCGUCACUCCUUGCGUGCCGACGGCGACCAACCCGCCGACACCACCACCCACCGUCUGCCCCCCCAAGCCGACCAACAUCUGCAAGGACACUGGCUCCAUCUGCGGCGUCCCGCUGCCCAUUGUCAGCUGCAACGACGACAAGAGUCAGUUUGCCGCCGCGCCCUUCAAGCUUUACAACGACGCGGAUACCAGCAAGUGCCCGAUCUUCCCGCACCCAGAGGUUCCCAACGCUUGCGCCGAGGCCUGCAAGGAACAGUACGACCAGUGCACGAAGACCAGCCUCUGGAGCUGCCACGGAUUGAAGCGCUCCGAGUCUGCCUUUGAGGAUGACUUUGUCGCCCCGACCGCCAACGAGGGGCCUCACCGUCGCACGCUCGGCCUUCUUACGCAGCUCAAGUGCAAGAAGCAGUACGCUGCUUGCGUGGCCGCCAACAAGAACAUCGACACGUCCAACCACUGCAAUUCUUGGGAAGGAUGCUACUAG
Molecule: messenger RNA, 5703 nt
Organism: Metarhizium robertsii ARSEF 23
Lineage: Eukaryota; Fungi; Ascomycota; Sordariomycetes; Hypocreales; Clavicipitaceae
Product: Carbohydrate-binding WSC
Exons: 3
Coding region: 1-5703 (1900 amino acids)
Source: RefSeq, a predicted model, not a curated record